UUUUCUCUGCACACAAAAAAUCACUUGUCUUACUGCCCCCAUACCCCACCCCACCCCAACAAACAACUCUCAAAAUUUAAGUACUGUUCCAUUGAGAAAAUGUCUACUUCAUUUCAGUUUCCUUCAGAUCAUCAUCCAAUAAACCUCAUUUCUCAAGAUCAUCAAACAAAGCCAACACAAAAAAUGAUCCAAACUGCUACUGGACGUAAAAGGUCCAGUAAAAACAUCCAGAAAAAGAAGAAACAACCACAAAGAGGGAUGGGUGUUGCACAACUCGAACGUCUUCGAAUGCAAGACCACAUCAAAAACACAACCCCUCAUCAUCAGUACUUCUCUACUAAUUUUCCCAAUUUCACUACUGCUAGUGCUAGUGUUGCUGCUGUUGCUGAUCCUGGAAUUUAUAACUCCAUUUUGAACUCUUCACCAGUAUUUCCUCAGUUUCCUAAACUGUGUGUUAGCCCUGAUUUUUUUGUUCAACAAAAAGUUGUAAAUACUGGGGUUAUUGGAUCUAGUACUACUACUGGACCAGCUAUGUCAUUUGGAUUUGGAAAUCAGUUGGUUUCUUCUCAUGAUCAUCAGUUUCAAUCUCAAAAUAUGGGUCUCUAUGGAUUUCCAACUUCUUCUAAAGCCAGUGAAAAAUCAAAGGAGCUGUCUUCAAUGCCAAAUUUCAAGAACACCAACAACAAGUCAUGUUUCUCUGAUCGUUGCCUUUCAUGCAACAAAAAGAAACGCAUGAUUAAUGGAGAUGAAAUGAACAUUCAUAUGGAAAACAUGAUCAGCGUAAACCAAUCAGAUUUUGGAACAAAGCCUUUGUUUCAACCAUGCCGCCCUAUACCUACUCGUCCUCAAAAGGGCGUAGAGAUAGUGGCCAUCCAUCGAAAGGGAAGUUCAUCGUUAUCCGAUGAAGGAGCAGUUGUGAUGGAGUAUGAUUUCUUUCUAGACAAAAGUGGAAGCAAAAUUAGUACUAACACAAGUUGUUUUAGGAAGAUGAUUAGUACUAAAUCAUCAGAAUCUUCUUCAGUUGUUGCAGUGGGGAAUAAUAAUGGUGAAGCUUCUUGUGUCACUACAAUAUCUUGGACUGAUACUAUUACUACACCUACCAGUUCUAUUGAUCUCUCACUUAAGCUUUCUUGUUAGGUUUUCUUACAGAAUCAUUUAAAAUAGGAGUUAAGUAUAUGGUUUCUGAAUUUUGUCUUUUCACAGUUUUGCGAAAUUUGAUCUGAUCAAGGACCAAAACACUACUUUAUAUUUACCCUUUUGGUUAUGUUAGGUAGUACUUUACUUGUUAUUACUUCUCCAAAAUGGAGCAAUACAUUUUCUGGGUUUUUA
Messenger RNA from Lycium barbarum (goji berry), 1329 nucleotides. RefSeq lists its product as uncharacterized. The transcript is spliced from 3 exons. The coding region runs from base 100 to 1137 and encodes 345 amino acids. Lineage: Eukaryota; Viridiplantae; Streptophyta; Magnoliopsida; Solanales; Solanaceae. Gene Ontology annotation, molecular function: DNA-binding transcription factor activity. The record is from RefSeq and is a predicted model, not a curated record.